GUUUUUGUGGAUAACUUUGUUCACGGGGAUCUUCAUCCUGGGAACAUUCUGGUUCAUUGUCAGAAGCCUCUCGCUGGUUUCCCCGACUCCACCAGUGUCCCAGUGGACCACCAUGGGAAGACCACCCUUACCGACCUGUGGGACACAGUUGUGGUCAGUGUCAGACCCGACCCGUGUCCUGUCCAGCUGGUGCUGCUGGACGCCGGUAUCGUGGCCCAGCUCAGCGACUAUGAUCUGGCUAACUUCAAGGCUGUUUUCACAGCUGUGGUGCUGCAUCAGGGUGAGAGGGUUGCAGAGUUGAUUCUGCAUCAUGCCCGAGCCAAUGAGUGCAAAGAUGUGGCCCUUUUUAAGAAGGAGAUGUCAGAGCUGGUGGAUCACGCUGUCAGUAACACCCUCUCUCUGGAAAAGAUUCAGGUGUCUGACUUGCUCUCCAAGGUCUUUAGUUUACUCAUCAAGCACAAGGUUUCAUCAC
Molecule: messenger RNA, 472 nt
Organism: Austrofundulus limnaeus
Lineage: Eukaryota; Metazoa; Chordata; Actinopteri; Cyprinodontiformes; Rivulidae
Cellular component (GO): mitochondrion
Source: RefSeq, a predicted model, not a curated record